This is a messenger RNA of Trichophyton verrucosum HKI 0517, 2115 nucleotides long. RefSeq names its product acetate-CoA ligase, putative. The record is from RefSeq and is a predicted model, not a curated record. Lineage: Eukaryota; Fungi; Ascomycota; Eurotiomycetes; Onygenales; Arthrodermataceae. Bases 1 to 2115 code for a protein of 704 amino acids. The transcript has 4 exons.
AUGCCGGCAUUACACCCUCAGGAUGCAGUGCAGAGCCUAGCGCUCACACACCCGGAGCAGUUCUGGGCUCGCCACGCAGCACAGCUUCACUGGCACAAGAAGCCCUCUGCCGCUCUACGCAUGGGCACAAGGACGCUGGAUGACGGUACUCGGCAUCAGAGCUGGUCGUGGUUCCCGGACGGGGAGAUCUCGACUACGUAUAACUGCGUAGACAGACAUGUUCGGGCUGGCCGCGGAGCAGACGUGGCUAUCCUAUGGGAGUCGCCGGUGACAGGCCGGGAGGAAAAGAUCACCUAUAGCCAGCUGCUGGAGGAAGUGGAAGUGCUGGCGGGCGUGCUGAGGGAGCAAGGGGUGCAGAGGGGGGAUGUGGUGGUUAUCUACAUGCCCAUGAUACCUGCUGCGCUUGUUGCGGCACUGGCAAUUACAAGGUUGGGAGCAAUCCAUGCUGCUGUCUUUGGCGGGUUUGCUGCAACCUCCCUUGCCCAGCGGAUAGAGGCAAGCCAGCCAAAGGUUGUCAUGACUGCCUCCUGUGGCAUUGAAGGCAAAAAGGGCCCCAUUGAGUAUAAACUCCUGGUCGAGGAUGCUAUUUCCAAGGGCUCCUUCAAGCCUGAACGGGUGAUUGUAUGGCAGCGAGAGGAGCUGCGUUGGUCUCCUAUCUGUGAGGACCAGGGUCAGAGGGAUUGGCGCCGUCUGGUGGAUGAUGCAAAAGGCGUGGUCUACGGGCUGAUGCGGUGCCAGUUCGGAGUGAUGAAGGAUUAUAUAUCAUAUAUACCAGUGGGGGUGCUGAGAGAAGCCGGUGGCCAUGCAGUCGGCUUAAAUCUCUCUAUCAGGUACCUUUUUGAUAUCAAGGGCCCCGGCGAUGUGAUGUUCUGCGCCUCUGAUUUAGGGUGGGUCGUUGGCCAUUCGUUCAUACUCUAUGCACCCCUCCUUGCAGGUGCUACGACGGUGCUGUAUGAAGGCAAACCAAUCGGGACUCCAGAUGCAGGUAGUUUCUGGAGGUUAAUUGAAAAACACAAGGUCAACGCCUUGUUCACUGCUCCCACGGCCUUGAGAGUAAUACACAAGGAGGAUCCAAAUUCAGAACUGCUACACCAGGUCGGUCAAAGGGGAGGGUUGAAGCAGCUCAGAGGUCUCUUUUUGGCCGGCGAGAGAAGCGAGCCGAGCAUUGUUGUGGCUUUCCAAAGGCUGCUGGAACAGCACGCCGCGCCUGGAGCAAUGGUAAUAGAUAACUGGUGGUCAUCUGAGUCUGGAUCGCCUAUGACGGGACUUGCUUUAAGGCCUGACCUGGGAGUAGUCAACGGCAAGGUUCCAAAGACUAGAGCACUCAGAGCAAAGCCGGGCUCUGCCGGCAAGCCAAUGCCUGGGUUUAACGUCCGAAUAGUCAACGAUGAGGGCGAGGAAGUGGAGAACGGUACCAUGGGCAACAUCGUGCUGGCCAUACCGUUUGCUCCCACGGGAUUCACAACUCUGUUCCACGACGACAAGCGGUUCUAUCACGGGUAUCUCAAACGGUUUUCCAGCCGAUGGAUGGAUACCGGCGACGCUGGCAUGAUAGAUCAGGAUGGAUAUGUCCACGUCAUGUCACGAUCAGACGACAUCAUCAAUAUAGCUGCACACAGGUUCAGCACUGGGGCCAUUGAGCAAGCUAUUCUCUCGCAUCCGGAUGUAGCAGAGGCAAGCGUAGUAGGCAUUCCCGACAGCAUCAAGGGCCAUCUACCAUUUGCUUUCGUGCAACUGUAUCCCUCAGCUAAGACUGCGUCUGGAAUACCAGCGACUCCGUCUAGAGAAUUCUUCCAAGAAGUCAACGCCCUGGUGAGAGACCAGAUAGGGGCUAUAGCCUCGCUCGGAGGGAUCGUUCAGGGCCAAGGGAUGAUCCCAAAGACACGAAGCGGCAAGACACUUCGACGGGUAUUGAGGGAACUUGUGGAGAAGGCAGCUGAAGGUAAGUAUGAUGCGGCUGUCAACGUGCCGCCAACGGUCGAAGAUCCAGAUGUUGUUAAAGUGGCCAGGCGCAGAGUGAAGGAGUACUUCCUCCAGCAGGCGAAUUCGCAACGCAGCAGCAACAACAACAACAAACUCAAUACGACCAGAAGCGAAGGACGAGCAAAGCUGUAG